Chenopodium quinoa (quinoa) is the source of this 699-nucleotide messenger RNA. RefSeq names its product glutathione S-transferase T3-like. The transcript has a single exon. Bases 1 to 699 code for a protein of 232 amino acids. NCBI's taxonomy places the organism in Eukaryota, Viridiplantae, Streptophyta, Magnoliopsida, Caryophyllales, Amaranthaceae. The record is from RefSeq and is a predicted model, not a curated record.
AUGUCACAACAUUAUGGUGUGAACCAAAUAAUUCAAAAUAGUCCAACAACUCCUGAGGGAGAAAGAAGCAGUAACUUAACCCCAUCCGAUGAUCCAAGGGUUCCACAACAAGGUAAUGAUGAUGUUGACGGUGUAGGUGAUGAUGAUGUUAUUGAAGCUCCCCACGGGAGCAACACUGUUGUCAGGGCAGAAAAAUGGGAUGCAAAAGAAGAUGAUGCGCUCGUUUCGGCUUGGGUAGAAUGUUCAGUUGAAGAUCCAGAGACGGCAACAGAUCAAAGUUUGGCCGUAAUGUGGAGGAACAUACAAUCCCUUUAUGAUCAAGCCAGAGAAGAAAAUCCAGCCACCAUGCGCCCUAGAACUUUAAGAUCUAUGAAAAGUCGGUGGGCAAGAAUAAAUAAAGAUGUGAGUACAUGGGUUGGUUGCUAUAGUGAAGCAAAAAAAAGGUAUAUGAGUGGUACCAACACUCAUGAUAAAAUGACCGAAUCUCAUGAAAUAUAUAGAGGGACGUGUAAUAAUUCACGCUUUGGUUUAAUUGGUUGUUGGGAGAUGUUGAGAGAGUUAGACAAAUGGAAGCCAAUAGACCUGGAUUUACCUUCUAGUGAUGGUGGAAAUUCGAAAAGAUCAAAACCAGAUACUCCAACUGAUGAAGGUCCAAAAACUCUUACUCGUCGCCGUCGUCCCGACGGGGUGAAAGCAUAA